Messenger RNA from Dipodomys spectabilis (banner-tailed kangaroo rat), 2089 nucleotides. RefSeq names its product eva-1 homolog A, regulator of programmed cell death (gene Eva1a). NCBI's taxonomy places the organism in Eukaryota, Metazoa, Chordata, Mammalia, Rodentia, Heteromyidae. Bases 728 to 1198 code for a protein of 156 amino acids. The transcript is spliced from 4 exons. The record is from RefSeq and is a predicted model, not a curated record.
ACCCAGUGCGGGACGACCGGAGCGGGACCCUCCAGGCCCCGGGGACAGUCGGAAGCGCGGGGAGGCGGGCUGGAGUUGGGAGCGUGAACUAACUUGGAGCAGAGGGAGGGGCAGCGCGCGGCAGGCAGCCGUUCAGGUUUCGCAUCUUGUAGGCGCCCACAGGGGCUGGGGAAGGGGGCGGGAGAGAGGGAGGGCAGGUCCGGAGCCGAAGAGGGUGGAGGAGAGGGGAAGGCCAAAGGAAAUGAGACAACCUUUUCUUCCCACUCAUUCGGAUUCCACUAGCGUUUCGGGGAUUCGGCGCGAUCGUCCGUGAACGCCAAGGCCGGGACCCCGCGUCCCCAGUUCAGUCCUGACCCCGGCAAGGCCGCUGGGAUUUCUCUCCGAGGCGUCGGUGCCAACUUGGAAACUCGCGAUCAGCACUUUGUCACGUCGUCCCGUGGGGGAUCGGCUCCGGGUUCCCCGGCUCGGCCCCGUGCGUGCGCCCGGAGCGCAGCCCCCGGAAGUGCGCGCUCGGCGGUCCCGGCGAAGAACCUGAGAAACCAACUGGCACCAACCAAGUUCAGAAUUUUAGCUGGCUGAAACGAAUAUCAUCAGAGAUGACCUGUCUUUAUCAGACACUUCUCUGUUCCUGACAGAACAUCUCUUCCCAGAAGAGAAGAGAGGUAGAGGGAGAGUGGCCAGGUGGACUUGGCUGAAACAUCUUCAAGAACUCUCCUCUGGAUGCCACAUGAGGCUGCCCAUCAGGCCCCACGCCGAGACAGGGAUCACACAGCACACAGACAUGAGUUUGCUCAGCAAUAUCCUAGCUACCUAUUCCUUUGUCUCAGAAAACCCUGAGAGGGCAGCUCUGUACUUUGUCUCUGGCGUGUGCAUCGGCCUGGUCCUCACCUUGGCUGCCCUGGUGGUGAGGAUCUCUUGCCACACAGACUGCCAACGGCAUCCUCGGAGGAGGUUUCUGCAGGACCGAGAGAGCAGCGACAGCAGCGACAGUGACGAUGGCAGCGAGGACACAGCAUCUGACCUCUCGGUGCGGAGACACCGGCGCUUUGAGAGAACUUUGAACAAGAACGUGUUCACCUCUGCGGAGGAGCUGGAGCGUGCCCAGCGCCUGGAGGAGCGGGAGCGCAUCAUCAGGGAGAUCUGGAUGAAUGGCCAGCCGGAGGUACCUGGCACCCGGAGCCUGAACCGAUACUAUUAGGGGAGCAGCUGGAACCCCUGGUACCCCUGGAAGGGAAAGGUCCUGCAGGGACGGGUGGGCCCAAGGAGGUGCACCCAGCUCUACUAACAUGGUGGUGGCAGAGUCAUAGCAGCCAUUUUCUAGCCAGGAGGACCACGUUCUCCCUUUCAACGUGUUGUCUAUGGAGAAGUAAAACAAACAACUUUUGCAGGACUUGGGAUGAUGCUGUGCUUCCAUUGCCAACCAUGGGGAUGGAGAUUUGAGAACCAGGAGGAUGGUUUCUCUUCAUUUCUGAGGUUCUCAGAAGUUUGUGCAGACUUGAUGGCUAUGGUACUCCUUUAUAAAAGGAGCGAUUCUCAGCAUGAAAGCUGGAGUUAUCUGGGUGACCUUAACCCAGGAAAUGUAAUUGUCUAAAUGGCUCUGCUAGGGAGGUGUUUCUGAUUCAGGUAGCAUGACCUGUGCUUAUUAUUUAAAAGUAAUUUCUAAAGAUCUCACAUUGCAAUAGCAACCUCUCCAUUUUAACUGGAACCUCAGGGAUUAAAAUCCUAUUUUUUUAAUAUAGCUCCCAUCACAUUCAUGAAAAUGAAUAGAAUUACUAUAUUUAGGGCAAUGUGUCAGUGGACCAGACAAUGUCAAUAACCUCUAAGGAUGAAGGGUUUUUUAUUUUAGAUAGUUUAUAAAAUUUAUAUAUAUGGACAUGCAUAUUUGAAAAUGCUGCAUAAAAAUAAAAAAAGUGUGUGCCCUCCCUCUUUGGAGAGAGGAAAGGUUUAUGACGGUUCCAGAUAAUCAUGAGUUUUAACCAUUUUUGUUUUUUGAAAAAAAAAGUCUUGAAUUCCAAGAAAAGAAUGGAAAUGGGAGGUAAAGAUUAAAGCCAAAAUUAAGAUGAAUAAAAAAAAUGUUUCAUGAAAUGUU